Paramecium sonneborni is the source of this 1039-nucleotide messenger RNA. NCBI's taxonomy places the organism in Eukaryota, Ciliophora, Oligohymenophorea, Peniculida, Parameciidae. The record is from the annotation of a GenBank genome assembly.
AUGAGACCUAAAGAAUCAGAUAUGUAUAAAAGAAUUAAGAUUUUGGGUUAAAGAUCUUUGGAAAAGCAAAUCUAUUUGAAUAUUUAAAAGGCAAUUCUCUUUGUGUAUGAGUAAGAGAAAAUAGUAUUUAGAAUUGAAAGAAAAUUUAGGAAACUUGUUAAGAGUUUAGAAUAAUGGCUUAAUUAAAGUAUUCAAAUAAUAUAAACUUUAAAGAAAUGUAUAAAACUGUAAAAGGAGAGUUAUAUUUAGUAAUGAAUAAUUAAGGUUUAGAUUAAAUUAUUGAAGAAGGUACAAAAAUAAUGAAUUAAGGAGUCCUAAGUUUUCCUAAAAUAUUCAUCAAAAACUAAUAAAAAUAUACAAGGUUUAUCUAAUUAGACUAGAAUCAAAAAAAAAAUAAGGAUAAAAAUCAGAAGAAGUAACUAAAGAACCAGUUUAUUAAGUUCAUGAUUAAACAAAAUUGUAGGAAUAAUUCUUUAAAAAAUUAAGAGAAAGAAAAGCAUCUUAAGAAAUAAAAAAACUUAUUUAUAAUUAGUAACAUAAUAAGGUCAAUAAUAAUAAUUAGGCGAAAUUGUGGAAACUGCAGAAUAAAAAUUUUUAGAUAAAAAAACUGCUCUGAAAGAUUUAUAAAAUUUAAAGAAUAAUAAUAAAUUUAACAAAAAGUUGAAACUGCUGCAUUUGAUUUCCAACCAUAACUAUAAUUUUAAGUAUUUGACGUUACUUAAAAAAAACCUAUAAAAUAAAAUAAGCCAUCCAAUUCAUAAAGAGAUGAAGAAAAAAAAUUAAAAAAAAUUAUAAAAUAAUAUAUAAGAAUCCCCUUUAUAAAAAAACCUUAAAUAAUACAAAAAAGAAACAGUGAAAAUGAUAUGUAAGAGAUGAUAAAUGAAUUUAAAAUUGUGCUUGUAAAAAUUCUAAUUAUCAAUUUCUUAGUAAGAAUAAUCUAAAAAUGUUGAAAAGCUUCCAUAUCAAGAUUAAAAUGAUUCAGAAGACUCCAAGAUUUAUUUAGAAGAUUCAAGUGAAGAUUUUGGAGAAAACUCAGAUA